AUGUUUAGUCAUUCUUUAGAUAUAAUAUUGUUUGAUGUCAAAUUAAAUUCUCCUUAUAAAAAUUUAAUUUUAUUAAAAGGAAAUGAAUAUGAAAUAGAAACAGUUCCAUUAAUUGGUAGAGUGAAAUUAUCUUUAAAUGAAGAUGCUUAUGUUAGAGCAAUCCAUUUAUCACUUAUUGGAGAAUUUCAUUAUGAUUUUUUACGAAUGGAUAAAUUAGGUUAUGUUUGUGAUAGAAAAUUUGAUCAUGUAUGUGUAUUAAAUGUGGAUUGGGCCAAUUUAUUGACUAGUGAACAAGGGGAUAUUAUAUUUGGGACAUAUGGAGAUACUACUAUGCCUUUUAAUAAAUUAAAAUCAAGGAAACAGGAUGGUUUAUCAAGAACAUUAUCAAAUCGAUCAUCUGUGUCUAACGUUGAAUUGAAUAUACCGGAAAGUGGACUAGAUGGAACACCAUUCAAAGGAAUAGAUCCUGCAUCUCUCCAUCUGAAUAGGUUCUUGUUACCAAAGGGUAAUUAUAGUUUACCAUUUAGUGUGUAUCUACCGACAAAUGUCGCCGAGACUGUUGAAGGAUUAUCAGUGGCAAGUAUUCAAUAUCGAUUACAUUGUGAAAUUGAACGAGGAAGAUUUGAAAAGAAUCAUUCAACUUCUAAAUAUUUAAGAAUUGUUCGAACUUUACAUCCUCAAAAUUUUAAUUUAUGUGAUACUUUAGAAGUUAACAAUACUUGGCCAAAUAAAGUUGAAUAUUCGGUAAAAGCUCAUAAAAAAGGUAUAGCUAUUGGAUCAACAAUACCGAUUGAUAUAUUAAUUAUCCCCAUGUUGAAAGGAUUAUCUUUAAAGGGAAUCAAAUGUAGUAUUGUUCAACAUUAUCAUGUAAAACUUGAUGAUAUACGAUCUCCAGAAUUUGAGAAAAUAAUCGGAUCAACCGAUUUGGCAGUACCUAAUAUGGAUGAUCUUGAAUAUGAAAAAUGGAGUUUCAAAACCUAUUAUAAGGUUCCAGAGCAAUUAAAAAUAUUAACUCAAAGUUGUGAUUGCAAAAAUAGCAUGAUCGUCGUUAAACAUAGAUUAAAACUUGUCAUUCAAAUAAGAAAUCCAGAAGGUCAUGUAAGUGAAUUAAGAAUAAAUUUGCCGAUAUUUGUUUAUAUUAGUGCAAAUGCAGGUAGAGUAGUUGGAAGACACUUCACCAUUGAUGAACCAUAUGGAACUUUUCAUCCUUGUGAUAGUACUGAAGAUGUUUUAUUUAAACAUCCAGAACACCCAUCAUUAUCAUCUUCUGCACGUAGUCCUCCCUCAUCAACCGAAACUGAUAACGAAGAUGAAAUUGAUGAUGUCGAUCUUGCAAGUCUUGAUAGACAAGAAGAAGCACCGCCAUUAUAUCAAGAACACGUAUACGAUGAAGUAUUUGAUGCAGAUAAUCCUCCACAAAGUCCAUUAAUCAGAAUACAUUCUCCUGGAAAUUCUCCAAGUCUUAUGAAUACAACAAAUAGUUCGUGUGAGGAUUUGUCGUCAGAUAAUGAUUAUCCCAUAUCCAUGGUCAGUUCAAUGGAAAGUGCAUUUGGAGACGGGAUGGUUCCUGCUCGUACCAUUAAUAGUUUAGAUUUAUCAAGAGUGCCGACAUAUCAAGAAGCUAUUGAAGAAGAUUAUAUUGAGGAUAAUUUACCUGAUGUAUUUGCUCCAAUAUAUCCUGGAAAUCCUCGCGAUGAUGCAUUAUCGAAAAUACAGUCGGCACCUGUGGAAAAUAAUAAUGCCAGAGGAAGACUGUUGUUUCGGGGCGGGAAAGAUAAGCCUCGUCUGGCUUCGGAAACUAGAGAUGGAUAUGAUGUUAAGAGGAAUGGGAGUGGGAUUUUUGGACGGUUGUUUCAUUUCGGAAAGAGUAAAAAAAAAGUAGCUCUGUAA
This is a messenger RNA of Hemisphaericaspora subhashii, 1890 nucleotides long. RefSeq lists its product as uncharacterized. Gene Ontology annotation, biological process: ubiquitin-dependent endocytosis. Gene Ontology annotation, cellular component: cytoplasm; cytosol; plasma membrane. The coding region runs from base 1 to 1890 and encodes 629 amino acids. The transcript has a single exon. NCBI's taxonomy places the organism in Eukaryota, Fungi, Ascomycota, Pichiomycetes, Serinales, Debaryomycetaceae. Gene Ontology annotation, molecular function: protein-macromolecule adaptor activity; ubiquitin protein ligase binding. The record is from RefSeq and is a predicted model, not a curated record.